This is a messenger RNA of Pan troglodytes (chimpanzee), 5170 nucleotides long. RefSeq names its product cyclin dependent kinase like 2 (gene CDKL2). NCBI's taxonomy places the organism in Eukaryota, Metazoa, Chordata, Mammalia, Primates, Hominidae. Gene Ontology annotation, molecular function: protein serine/threonine kinase activity; ATP binding. Bases 749 to 2461 code for a protein of 570 amino acids. Gene Ontology annotation, cellular component: nucleus. The transcript is spliced from 14 exons. Gene Ontology annotation, biological process: protein phosphorylation. The record is from RefSeq and is a predicted model, not a curated record.
GGGCAUCACAAUCGCCUCCUCCCCCUGGGGAAGGCAGAAAGGCGCCUCCUGACGAGAACCAAGGCGUGUGGGGACGCAGGGCCUCUGCGUGUCAGGGUGCAGAACCUGGGCCGAGCCCUAGGUGAAGGGGCGGGGUGGUUGGCCCUGAGCCAAUCAUGGCUCGUGACGACUCUGCUCGGCCAAUCAGAAGAAGGGAGGCCUGGCGCUCUCGGGGCGGGUGAGAAACCGCCCCCCCUUGCAGCUCCGCGGCCAACGCCUUCGCCCAGGGGUAGUUGGAGCGGUGCAGGUUCCCAGGCUCCAGGUACUGGGCGCCUUACGAGCUGGGAGGUGGUGCCUCUCACCCAGCUAAUUGCUCUCUAGCCCUUGGCCUUCACGGGUGUUGGUGCCUGCCGUGAACGCAUUCUGACCUGGGCCCUAUCUGUCUCCCAAGACUUUGUGCCUAUGGUUGGGGACAGAGUGAGGUCGUUGCCUUGACGACGACAGCAUGCGGCCCGUGGUCCUCCUAAGUGUGAGCUUGCGGCGGACCGAGGCCCACCUGCCUCCCUGCCUGCUUCGCCCUGGACUCGUGACUGCGUCCGCAGAAGAAAUCACAACAGCGCUGGAAUUGCUACUUUGCUAGGCAGCAUCUUUUGGACCUGCGAGCCAUAUGCAUUUCACCUCAAAUUUGUUUCCAAGUUGAAAACCUUUGGGUCUUUCUAUGCGAACGGACUGAAGAAACGCAAAAAGUUUCUACGGACUUUAAAUUAAAAUGGAAAAAUAUGAAAACCUGGGUUUGGUUGGAGAAGGGAGUUAUGGAAUGGUGAUGAAGUGUAGGAAUAAAGAUACUGGAAGAAUUGUGGCCAUAAAGAAGUUCUUAGAAAGUGACGAUGACAAAAUGGUUAAAAAGAUUGCAAUGCGAGAAAUCAAGUUACUAAAGCAACUUAGGCAUGAAAACUUGGUGAAUCUCUUGGAAGUGUGUAAGAAAAAAAAACGAUGGUACCUAGUCUUUGAAUUUGUUGACCACACAAUUCUUGAUGACUUGGAGCUCUUUCCAAAUGGACUAGACUACCAAGUAGUUCAAAAGUAUUUGUUUCAGAUUAUUAAUGGAAUUGGAUUUUGUCACAGUCACAAUAUCAUACACAGAGAUAUAAAACCAGAGAAUAUAUUAGUCUCCCAGUCUGGCGUUGUCAAGCUGUGCGAUUUUGGAUUUGCGCGAACAUUGGCAGCUCCUGGGGAGGUUUAUACUGAUUAUGUGGCAACCCGAUGGUACAGAGCUCCAGAACUAUUGGUUGGUGAUGUCAAGUAUGGCAAGGCUGUUGAUGUGUGGGCCAUUGGUUGUCUGGUAACUGAAAUGUUCAUGGGGGAACCCCUAUUUCCUGGAGAUUCUGAUAUUGAUCAGCUAUAUCAUAUUAUGAUGUGUUUAGGUAAUCUAAUUCCAAGGCAUCAGGAGCUUUUUUAUAAAAAUCCUGUGUUUGCUGGAGUAAGGUUGCCUGAAAUCAAGGAAAGAGAACCUCUUGAAAGACGCUAUCCUAAGCUCUCUGAAGUGGUGAUAGAUUUAGCAAAGAAAUGCUUACAUAUUGACCCCGACAAAAGACCCUUCUGUGCUGAGCUCCUGCACCAUGAUUUCUUUCAAAUGGAUGGAUUUGCUGAGAGGUUUUCCCAAGAACUACAGUUAAAAGUACAGAAAGAUGCCAGAAAUGUUUCUUUAUCUAAAAAAUCCCAAAACAGAAAGAAGGAAAAAGAAAAAGAUGAUUCCUUAGUUGAAGAAAGAAAAACACUUGUGGUACAGGAUACCAAUGCUGAUCCCAAAAUUAAGGAUUGUAAACUAUUUAAAAUAAAAGGCUCAAAAAUUGAUGGAGAAAAAGCUGAAAAAGGCAAUAGAGCUUCAAAUGCCAGCUGUCUCCAUGACAGUAGGACAAGCCACAACAAAAUAGUGCCUUCAACAAGCCUCAAAGACUGCAGCAAUGUCAGCGUGGACCACACAAGGAAUCCAAGCGUGGCAAUUCCCCCACUUACACACAAUCUUUCUGCAGUUGCUCCCAGCAUUAAUUCUGGAAUGGGGACUGCGACUAUACCAAUUCAGGGUUACAGAGUGGAUGAGAAAACUAAGAAGUGUUCUAUUCCAUUUGUUAAACCGAACAGACAUUCCCCAUCAGGCAUUUAUAACAUUAAUGUGACCACAUUAGUCUCUAGUGAAAAAAACCUCUUUUGGGCAAGUAAGAAAAGAAGAGAAUACUCCAGGACAGAUGUCCGUUUGCCUGAACUAAACUAUAAUCAUCUCCCUGAACUAAGAGCACUGGGAGGCAUAGCUCGAAAUUCCAGGCUAACAAAGAAAGAGAGCAAAAUUCUUUCAGAAUCUCGAAUUCCUUCUCUGGCUGCUAUUGACCUGCACACCCCCAGUAUUACAUUACAUCAGGUAUCAGGACCUCCCCUGUCAGAUGAUUCAGGGGCUGAUUUGCCUCAAAUGGAACACCAGCACUGAGAACCAUUUUGGUUCUGAACUGGAUGAUGCUCUUGCACUUGAGAUGACAUCUUCUUGCAGCAAGAGUGCUGAUAUCCCAAGAGGAGAGAUUCAUGGUUUUGAUCAUUUCCUUCUGAACUGCCUGCAUUUUCUGAGGAAGGCCUUCUAGAAGAAGGAAAGACAAAGACUUCCAAAUGUUUCAAAGGAAGAUUGAACAAAUGGCCCUCCCCAACUGUUAUCCCAUUACCUUUCACGUCCACCGAUGCUAUUUCAAGACAUAUCCAGUGGAAUAACAGUGAUAUGGUUCUUGUUACAUGAAUGUGUGUUUACUGUUAGGAGAUUGUAUAUUUUAAGUUACCCAUGAUUAAAAGUGUGUAAAAAAGGGGGACAGAGAGAAAUUCUAUAAAAGGCCAUGUUACUCAUGCAUUGAACUUUGUGUGUUUUCUGUAUAAAUGUGUACAUUUAUUUAGGAGUGGGUUUUGUGGGGGUAGGUGAUAAAAAUUAGGAUCAGUUGAAGAAAAUUGAAGAAACUAGGAUCAGUAAGAGAAACUGUUUGCUUUACCUGAAUUUAACUAUGAAAACACACUUAAUCUUACACGUUUCUAGAUAUUAAGUGAAUAUAUAACUCCUGUCCAUGGGUAGAUGUGUAUCUUUGACUUCUGUAAUUAUUGUUGAUAUUCUAUCAGUGUAUUAUGAGACUCUGGUGUCCCUGCAGAUCUUCUAAGAACCACACUAAUGCAAGCUUGACAGAGAAACCUCUUUCGAAUGACUUACUACAACUCUGGCAUUGGUUAGUUCUAUGUAUUGUAAGAUUCUGGUGCUAAUGCUCCAUACAGAAUUGAUCAGGACUGAUUACUUUUCUGUGGACCAAUUGCUAUUGAACCACCCAGCUGAAGAGGGUUUGGGGAGAGAACGUUCAUUAUUAUGGACUCCACUUUUGUCCCCUGGUAGUUUAAGGGUGAUACUAGAAUCCAGAGAAGUUCCUGUCUCCUUGUGGCCUCAAACACUCAGGCCAUCUCAAAAGCUUUUCACCAAGGUGCAAAAUCAUUUACCUGCAUUCCACACAUCUUUUCCAAUGCAUGGAUCCAAAACUUUUUAGGUGGGAGGAAUAAACUAAGUUGGCUACAGGUUCUUGAUUUCUGGGUUUCUACACAUGCUCUGCAUUUAUCAUUUUAGAGAAUGGUUAUUUAGGGAACCAGAAUUUGUGAGGUUUUUUUUUUUUUUUUUGCCUUAACCAGUUAAUAGUGUGUUGCUUUUUUUCCAAAGCCAUUGACUAGAACUUAGCUGAAGAAUUUAACUAGAACUUUUCUUUAUUACUCUGAGGAGCUUAAUAUUGAAAUUCUGACCUUGCAUAUUUAAGCCUCAAAAGAGUAGGACAUUCAAGAGGAGGCAAAUAAGGGAUUUCAAUGUACAAAUCUAUAGGUGGUGGUUAAAUUAAAAUUGGUCUUGAUUUAAAAGCUCUACUUUUAAUCUGUGACCAGCUGUUUGACAACAUUAGUAUGGAUAACAUGCUGAAAAAACUAGGGUCUCAGCAUUAAUAGGCUGCAUAUUAAAAAGUUACUAUUUUAUUUUUACUUUGAAAAACACUGCCGAUAGAUUCUGCAGCAUGGCAAACAGGUAAUACUUAAAGCCAAAUGGCGCUUCGGCUUAUUUCAAUACUAUUUUUAUGUAAAGAUCAGUGUGAAAAUAUCAGCUCAAUGGUUGAGGUUCUAGGAUCAAUUGCCUUGCAGUUUUUAUACUAGCUUUUGAUAUCUUUUGCCUAUUAAAACACCUUGUGAACUUUAGAAUUAAGGGACUAAAAAAUAUUUACCAUAAGUCCAAGUUAUGAUUUGAGGAUCAUAUCUGAUUAGAACUGUGGCAGAACUACUAGAAAAAGAUUCUGCAAAUUGGUUUCAGUGAUUCUUGUUGAUGUAAUCAACAAGAUUACAUAAUCAACAAUAAUAGAUAUUGAACCAAAAUGAUCCUUUUUUUAAGUUUAAGGUUGUUUAGUUUCUCUUGCAAGGAUAUGAUUUAGUCACACACUAAUAGGGAAUAUGUGUAUGUACUGGUGGGGAGCAGUGGGCUUGCUGCGUGUAUAUAUGUUUUAAAAUUAAUAAAUAUUAUCUUACUGGGCUCCAUAGAUGGUCUUAAUUUAGAUUUAUUUAAUUAAGAGGCUAUAAAUAAUAUAAACACUACUGUAUGGCAUUUAACAAAUAAGUUUUAAAUCUGUUAAUUCUUCUGGAAAACUUUGGAUGUAGGGAUGGCAAGCUAAUUUUCUUGUAUAGCUGGUGAUAUAAGCAGCAUGGUCAUAAAAAUAACAUUUCUUGUAAAGACUAACUGGUAACAGUUGUGACAGAACCUGGUUUUCCUUACUGAGAAUCCCUUGCUUGCUUAGAAUAUCUGACUUCCCAUUGAAAUGGAACAUAGAAAAUGUGUUUUCUUAUGUGACUCUCAUUAUUGGUUCCUUUAUCUUAGUUGUGCUACAAUAUAAGGCUGGACCUGUAAUACACUAUGUAUCAGAAUAGACUGAAAAAUGUGAUCGAUUUGUUUUCUAAGUCCUCCUCUAUAUAACUGAACCAUGGUCAGGGGAUUAGAGAAGCAACAGAGCACUGCUCCUAAGGCUUUAGGCUAGUCUUAGUGAAUUGGACUGAAUGGAUUUUUCUCUGUUGUUUUUUGCAUUAAAUGUUUUUGCACUAGAAGAGGGUGCUUAACACUCCUCUAUCUAUAUGAAUAAAAAAUUAUGUUCUCACA